Caenorhabditis briggsae is the source of this 834-nucleotide messenger RNA. It is a transcript of the gene Cbr-tsp-17, whose product is annotated as Protein CBR-TSP-17. Gene Ontology annotation, cellular component: membrane. The coding region runs from base 1 to 834 and encodes 277 amino acids. The transcript has 8 exons. Lineage: Eukaryota; Metazoa; Nematoda; Chromadorea; Rhabditida; Rhabditidae. The record is from RefSeq and is a predicted model, not a curated record.
AUGUUAUUGGAUCCCAAACGGAACUAUAUUUUGGACUUGGUGCACUUUUCCGAAAAUGACCCACUGCUGAAAGCCUCUGCAUAUGUCUCAUUGGUUUGUGGAUGUGCCCAACUGUUGGUCGGGUUCCUUGGGCUGUGUGGUGCAGUGAAUAGAAGUCGAUUUUUGUUGCUCAUGUUCGUGAUGUUCCUGAUCUGCACUUUUCUGGCUGAUGUUGCAAUGGGAACACUGUCGCUAUUCUACAAAGACAAGUUCUCUAACAACUAUAUGGAAGUGUACUUGAAAAACCUAACCGCCAAUCGUUAUUCUCGUGAUCGUUGGGUGAUGCCAUUGAUGGAUACCAUCCAGUUUUAUAUUUACUCUCUUAAAGAGAAUGUGCGAGAGAUUGUGAAAUCCAAAUAUGGCGUGGAGACUGAUGAGCCAGAGAACAGAAUUCUCACUCAGUUCAUUGACAAACUUCAGUUCUAUCACCAAUGUUGCGGAGGAGAAGGGCCACUAGACUACAAAGACUCAUUUUGGUACAUCACAAACACUCUCCGAGGAACCCGAUCAUUCGUCCCUCCAAGUUGCUGCAAGCAAGCACAGGCCGGAAGAGCAUGGGCUCCGGUUCCCAUUGACCCGAUGUGCAUAACAUAUCGUUACCUAUCAUCACCAUAUACAACAUCUGUGAACACUGUUGGAUGCAGCGAUCGACUUAUGUCAUGGUUUAAUGAGCAGAUUUGGAUUUUUGUUGGCUUUGGUUUUGGAUCAGCACUGACUAUGAUGCUUGGAAUCAGUCUUUCAUGUUGCCUAAUCUCUCGCAUUCACAUCUACCAUGUCAUUCCAGAAGAUUAUUAG